Molecule: messenger RNA, 921 nt
Organism: Salarias fasciatus (jewelled blenny)
Lineage: Eukaryota; Metazoa; Chordata; Actinopteri; Blenniiformes; Blenniidae
Product: olfactory receptor 11A1-like
Exons: 1
Coding region: 4-921 (305 amino acids)
Biological process (GO): G protein-coupled receptor signaling pathway; detection of chemical stimulus involved in sensory perception of smell
Cellular component (GO): membrane
Molecular function (GO): olfactory receptor activity; odorant binding; G protein-coupled receptor activity
Source: RefSeq, a predicted model, not a curated record
ACCAUGAACUCAACCCGGUUUUCACAUUUCAGACUUACAGCCUACUCUGACACCGGUCCGCUCAGGCACCUUUACUUCUUCAUGCUGCUGCUCUUGUAUGUGUUCAUCAUGUUCUCCAACCUGCUGCUGAUCCUGGUGAUCUGUGUGAACAGAACCCUUCAUGAACCCAUGUACCUGUUCCUGGUCAGCCUGUUUGUCAACGAGCUGUACGGCAGCAGCGGCCUGUUCCCGCUGCUCCUGGUUCAGGUCCUGUCGGACUCUCACAUUGUGUCGGCGCCGCUCUGCCUCCUGCAGAUCUUCGUCAUCUACUCUUACGGAGGUGUGGAGUAUUUCAACUUAGCUGUCAUGUCUUACGACCGAUAUCUGGCCAUCUGCUGUCCUUUACAUUACAACACAGGGAUGACGUGUCGAAAGAUCGCCGUGCUGAUCGCCGUCACCUGGCUGUAUCCUUUGCUCGCUUGUGUUGUGAUUGUGUAUUUGAGCUCAUCUCUGACGCUCUGUGGGAAUGACAUUCCCAAAGUCUACUGUGAUAACUACUAUGUGGUCAAGCUGGCCUGUUCGAACAUCACCGCCAUCAAUAUCUUUGAGCUCUUUGCCAUUUUCUUCACCAUCUGUGCUCCAUUGUGUGGGAUCUUAUUCACGUACUUGAAGAUCAUCAGAGUGUGUUUCUCGGGAUCGAAGGAGACGAGGCAGAAAGCUGUCAGGACGUGCACACCUCAGCUGGCCUCACUCAUCAACUUUACAUUUGGAUCGUCCUUUCAGACAGUGCAGAGCAGAUUUAACAUGAAGAGCGUAUCGAGCGCAUUGCAGAUCUUUUUGUCGUUGUACACGCUCACAUGCCAGCCUCUCUUUAACCCUUCGAUGUACGGCUUGAAUCUGUCCAAAAUCCGUCAUGUGUGUAAGAAGCUGCUCUUUCCCUAA